This is a messenger RNA of Spinacia oleracea (spinach), 2244 nucleotides long. RefSeq names its product probable E3 ubiquitin-protein ligase ARI5. Lineage: Eukaryota; Viridiplantae; Streptophyta; Magnoliopsida; Caryophyllales; Amaranthaceae. The record is from RefSeq and is a predicted model, not a curated record. Gene Ontology annotation, molecular function: zinc ion binding; ubiquitin-protein transferase activity. The transcript is spliced from 2 exons. Gene Ontology annotation, biological process: protein ubiquitination. The coding region runs from base 151 to 2010 and encodes 619 amino acids.
CUCACAAGAUAAAGAUUAUAAACCCUAUAAAACCUUACAAAUUCCCACUAAGUAGACUUCUUCUUUCACAAUCCCCACCCCCAAAAACAAACAAAUCCGUUUUUUAGGGUUCUUAAUUAUUUUUCAGAGUAGAGAAUUAAUUAAUCUACCAUGGAUUACUCAGACGACGACUCAGCUGGGUAUGACUCAACCGAAGACUACAAUGACGACGGAAAAAACUUCACCAUAUUAGACGAAGCCGAAAUUCGUCGUCGACAAAACGAAGCAAUCUCUCACAUCUCCUCACUUUUAUCUCUUUCAAACGACGAAGCGAGUAUUUUGCUUUACCAUUACAAUUGGAAAACAGAGAAAUUGCACGAGGAUUGGUUCGCCGAUGAAGAUUCCGUCCGUAAUAAGGUCGGAUUGUUAAUCAAUAAUAGCGACGGCGACACUGAUAAUUGUAAUAAUUGCGAAAUCUGUUACGACGAUUUAAACACGGUGAAAUCGAUGUCGGCGUCGUGUGGCCACCGGUAUUGUGUAACCUGUUGGGAAAGUUACAUCACCGUCGCAAUCAACAACCGCGGCGCUGGUUGUUUAUCGUUACAAUGUCCGGCGAUUAAGUGUAACGCCGCCGUGACUCGAGACUUGAUUGUUAAAUUAGUUUCCGAUGAGGAUGUCGGAAAAUACGAUCGGUAUUUUAUUAGGUCUUAUGUGGAGUGCAGGGUGAAGACCACGAAGUGGUGUCCUUCACCUGGAUGUGAUAACGCCGUGGAAUUCGAGGAUUCCGGUGUCGGUGGUUCCGGUGGUGGUGGUGGUGGUGGUGGUUAUGAUGUUUCUUGUGUUUGUUCGCAUGAAUUCUGUUGGAAUUGCGUUGAGGAGCCUCAUAGACCGGUGGAUUGUGAGCUUUUGGCGAAGUGGAUUUUGAAGAAUAGUUCAGAGGCUGAGAAUACGAAGUGGAUACUUGCGUUUUCUAAGCCUUGUCCUAAGUGUAAACGUCCUAUUGAGAAGAAUUUAGGAUGCAAUCAUAUGUCUUGUAGAGAGCCUUGCAGGUACCAGUUUUGUUGGUUAUGCCUAGGGGAUUGGGGGAAACACUCUGAGUGCAACAGAUACGCAGCCGAGAAUAACAUGGACGAAAAAAUGAGGAAAAACGCAAAGGAUUCUCUUCAAAGAUACUCACAUUACUACGAAAGAUGGGCAAGCAACCAUAAAUCACGACAAAAAGCCAUUGAAGACUUACAGAAAGUGCAGACUAUUGAUCUAAACAGGCUUAGUGACAGAGUAAACACUCCAACAACGCAACUCGAGUUCAUUGUACAAGCUUGGAAACAGAUUAUCGAAUGUAGAAGAAUUCUGAAAUGGACUUAUGCAUAUGGGUUUUAUAUGGCUGAGGAUAAAAAGACAGUACAAAAGAAAGAACUGUUUGAGUUUUUACAGGGACAAGCUGAAGCUCAACUUGAGAAACUUCAUGGUUGUGCAGAAAUUGAACUGUCGGGUUUUCUUGUAGAUGAUGUUGAUGACAACGGAAACAACACGAACAACAACAAAAACAACCCGGAUUAUUAUUCAGAUGAAUUGGAGUUCAGUAUGUAUCGUAGUAAACUGAGUGGGUUGACGAAAGUGGCUGGGAAACACUUUGAGGAGUUGCUUAAAGCGUUGGAGGAUGGUUUAUCUGAAGUGGUUGUUCAGAAGAGAGGGAAGAAGUAUAACACGACGAUGAAUAACAAUAAGAAGAAGAAAAAGGAUUCUUCAUCUUCUUCUUCAUAUUCACAACCUCAGCAAUUACUCGGGCAAACUUUUGAACAACUACGGCGACCUUUUGGACAACCUCAGCAACAUCGACAACAACCUUUUGAAUUUGAUGAUGCUAUCGAUGAUGAUGAUGUUGAUGUUGAUGUUGAUGAUGAUGAUGAUGAUGAUGAUGUUAAUGUUAAUGUUAAUGUUAAUGUUAAUGUUGAUGUUUGGAGCUGUGAUCGGUGUACCUUCAGAAAUCCAGGGUCAGCUACUUCUUGUCAGAUGUGUGUAGGCAAUUGAGGAUGAAUGUUUAUUAAGUUAAAAUUUUAGUACAAUUUACAAGCUUAUUUUUUUGUUUUUUGUUUUAGGGAAAUGUUAGAUAGGGAUUAGUAUUGCAAUUUGCAAGCAUAUUUAGUUAAUAACGGUUUGGUUAUUUUAGGUUAACGGUUUGUUUUAUGUCUGUUAGCUUGAUUUCUAUUGUAGAUGUCGUAUGAUUAUUUUAUUAAUGAACUAAUUUUACCUUAAAAAAAUAGU